GUUUCAUCGGACUAGUCAGACUUGUCCGGUGUGGCUUCUGCAGCGGACACACUUUUUGGAAGAAAGGUCUCAAGACAAUGAUGGAGCUAAUGACCGCUUCCCCUUUCUAUCACAUCAAUUCAACAGAUGCCACUGGAAGAAAUGGCUCUAUGUAUGAGGACGAUGAUGAGUAUGACUACAAAGACGAGCAUGCUGAGCUGAGACAGUCUCUCAACAUCAUGUCUCUCAUUGUUUACUGCCUGGCCUUUGUUCUCGGUGUGCUCGGGAAUGGAGUGGUUAUCUGGGUUACCGGAUUCAAGAUGAAGAAAACAGUUAACACAGUUUGGUUCCUCAACCUCGCUGUGGCCGACUUCCUCUUCACAGCAUUUUUGCCUCUAAGUGUGACCUACACAGCUAUGGAUUUCCACUGGCCUUUUGGCAAAUUCAUGUGCAAACUCAACAGCACUAUAAGCUUUCUGAACAUGUUUGCCAGUGUCUACAUUCUGGUGGUGAUCAGCGUGGACAGAUGUGUGUCUGUGGUGUGGCCCAUCUGGGCCCAGAACCACCGAAGUGUACACAAGGCUUCCUGUGUGAGUCUGGGUGUUUGGGGGCUGGCUCUGAUUCUCAGCGCUCCAUACUUCAUCUUCAGGGAUACUGGGCCGUCAUAUAACAAUGAAGCCAUCAUCAACUGCUUCAACAACUUUGCUUUUUCUGAUGACUAUGAAACACCGUCUGUGAAUCAGCUGCGACAGUUUCGUCAUCAGGCCAUGACCAUCACCCGCUUCCUCCUGGGAUUUGUUGUCCCCUUCACUGUCAUUGUCUCCUGUUAUGCUGUGAUAAUCCAUCGUCUCAGAAGAAACCGCACCCUGGCCAGCCAGUCAAGUCGCCCCUUUAAGAUCAUCGCUGCAGUUAUCAUCACUUUUUUCCUGUGCUGGGCUCCUUAUCACAUCAUGGCUUUAAUUGAGAUGGUGAAUCACAUGGCUAAUCAUACAAGUGAAACAUUAGACCAUGUCACCACCAUCGGAGUCCCUAUAGCAACCAGCCUGGCCUUUCUCAACAGUUGCCUGAACCCACUACUGUACGUGUUCAUGGGCCAAGAUUUCAAGGAUAAAGUCCGCAAGUCCAUCCUGAAUGUAUUGGAGACUGCCUUCCAGGAAGAGAUUUCGCGCUCUUAUACCUACACAAACUCAAUGGUCACCAGUCGGAGCAAAGAAAAGUCUGUUUCUGAUGCCGAGGUAUAAGGUCGUCCAUGAUAUAGAUACUGUAAAUGUACAUAGCAAAUGUCACUGUAUAUAACAAAUAUCUUAGCUUUGGUUGUUUUUUAUUCAAGGACCCUCAAGGCGAUCUUUAAACAUUAUGUGAGAUUGAAACAUUGCACCUGUUACUGUUUGACUGAUAUUGGUUUUAUGAUUGGCAACUUUACAAUCUAGUAGAACAGACAGAUGGAAAUAUAAUACAAUAACUUCUCGAUCAAUUUCUGAUGUAUUAAAUAUAAAGCAUUUUGAAAUGAUGGCAAGUAGUACCAUACUAGACCUUAGUGGAUAUGUAAUGUGCCAUUUUAUUUGACAAGAGAAAUCAUACUUUCAAAAAAGGUAUUACAUCAAUGUAUGGUUUAAUUUAUGCAACACAAGUUACAGAAAUAUAAGAUUUGGUUGGCAAAGGGAACUUUAUGUUUUUCAUCUGUCACACUCCAGAGGUUGAUUACUAGAGUAUAAUCCUGCCUGUGUGUGGCAGCAAAGAAAACAAGCAACAAAACAAGUCCCAGCUGUUUAUCACCAUAACACAGUAGUAAGGACACGUAAUUUGACCUAGAACACAAUGCCUUUCUUUCCAUAGAAUAUAGUAUGCUGUAAACUAACAUAUUGAAGAGUAAUAAUAAAGUGUGAAAUAUAGUUCCUGAACCAUUGCACAAACAGGCUUAUAGCUAAUUAAUUUCCCAACUUGCUCCUCACACCCAACUCAACCCAACCAGUGAUCCCAUAAUGUGUGUACAUGACGAAAUUGGGUAUAUGACAGUGAUCACAAAGGCCAUCUUUGGGAACAUAAAAAGUAAAAGUGAAGUGGGAAGCUACUUACACUAGGUUCAGUGUUACACAUUUAGUCUGUAUAGUCAUUUUCAUUAAAAAUCACCCUGCAAUGUCAACUGGCUUCUGACUGCUACAUGUCUACUGCAUGCUUUAAACAUUUGUUUACCAUAGUUUAUCAGCUCUAGGACAGUAAUGUAAGACUAUUAAAUACCUUUAUAGGGACUAUGAGAUUAUUGUGCUUAAAAUAGCAGCUGCAGUGUAUACCUGGCUUGAUUUGAUCUUUGAUCACACUUAUUCUAUGUAUUGUAUGACUUUGGUAUACGUGGCAUAUGUGAUUUACCAAUAACCUUUCCAUAAAAGAUUUAUUGUAAUGAUUUGAUUGUUUUUAGUCAACUCUACCAAGAGGCCAUAAAUUAUGAUAAUGAUUAUGACUGUUUUUCUGGUUCUUGUUGUUACCAUGAUUCCCAUUAUUAAAAUAUUAUUUCGACUUGA
Messenger RNA from Cottoperca gobio, 2498 nucleotides. It is a transcript of the gene fpr1, whose product is annotated as formyl peptide receptor 1. The transcript is spliced from 2 exons. Gene Ontology annotation, molecular function: G protein-coupled receptor activity; complement receptor activity. Gene Ontology annotation, biological process: inflammatory response; complement receptor mediated signaling pathway; positive regulation of cytosolic calcium ion concentration. The record is from RefSeq and is a predicted model, not a curated record. Gene Ontology annotation, cellular component: plasma membrane. The coding region runs from base 78 to 1220 and encodes 380 amino acids. Lineage: Eukaryota; Metazoa; Chordata; Actinopteri; Perciformes; Bovichtidae.